Molecule: messenger RNA, 1117 nt
Organism: Fusarium vanettenii 77-13-4
Lineage: Eukaryota; Fungi; Ascomycota; Sordariomycetes; Hypocreales; Nectriaceae
Exons: 2
Coding region: 167-1027 (286 amino acids)
Molecular function (GO): oxidoreductase activity
Source: RefSeq, a predicted model, not a curated record
CUUGGAUCUUUAAAUUUAACUUGUGUGAAUCGACUUUAGCGUUGGUAUUACUUUGAGAGUGAGCUGUCUCAGUCAGGUCAACACUUCCAUCACAAGCAACCAUCUCCAAUUCAAGCCUCCAACUGUCAUCUUUUUCUCUCCUUCAUCAACAACAAACGACUACACAAUGGCUGAAUCUCACCUCGAAGACUUUCCCUCGCUCUUCUCCCUCAAGGGCAAGGUCGCUGUCAUCACCGGCGGCUCUCGCGGUCUAGGCCUCCACGCUGCAUCCGCGUUCCUUCAAGCUGGAGCUUCCAAGGUCUUCAUCUCUUCCCGAAAGGCCAAGGCUUGCGAGGAGGCAUGCAAGGCCCUCAACGCCCUGCCCAACCGCUCCCCCGGCGCGGUCGCCAUCUCGGCGCCCGCUGACUCGUCCACGAUUGAGGGCGUCGAGAGUCUCCUCGCGCAGGUCAAGAAGCACACUGACCGCGUUGAUAUUCUCUUUGCCAACGCCGGUGCCACGUGGGGCGAGCGCUUCGACACACACCCGGACUCUGCCUUUGCCAAGGUCAUGGAUCUCAACGUCAAGGCUGUUUUCAACACGAUCCGGUUGUUCACCCCUCUGCUUGAGAAGAGCGCUUCUAUCAAGGACCCUAGCCGCGUCAUCAUCACCUCUAGCACCGCUGGUCUAGGCGUUGGCACGAUCGGCAAGCAGGGUACCUAUGGUUAUUCUGCCAGCAAGGCCGCUGUGCUUCACCUCGGCCGCAACCUGGCCAUGGAGCUGGGUCCCCGACACAUUACCGUCAACUCCAUCUGCCCAGGCUUCUUCCCCAGCAAGAUGUCCAACGGACUCUUGGAGAUGUCUGGCGGCGCCGAGCAGAUCGCAAAGGCGAACCCCAUGGGAAGGCUGGGUCAGCCCGAGGAUAUCGCGGGUGUUGUGGUGUACCUCGCGAGCAGGGCGGGUACUCACGUGAAUGGAGAGUCGAUUGCCAUUGACGGUGGUUCGCUAUGGCAGCGGGGAGAGCUCAUGGGAGCAGAGUCGAAGCUGUAGUCAUGGUGUUUAGUAAUGUAUGAUAGACAUAGAGUUGGUGAUAUCUCGUAGUUGCAUUCAAUGAGUUUAUUGAUGCUUCCGUUUUACUUU